UACUUUGAGGACAUUUAGCGCUUGAAAAGAUGGUGCUUACUUUAAUUGAUUAUUUGUACUUCAGUCUUAGCUUAAAGCUCAAAAAUGAAAAGAGACCUUGGAUUCUACGUGCAAGAGAAGCUUCGGUUCAGAUACAAAGCAGAACAACACAGGAGGAAAUACUAUCACUGCCUCAAACUCUUAUUUAUAUAAGUUGUGGAUGGGAAAGUUUUAAAGAGGAUUGCAUUUCAUUGCUGUCUAGUAAGGCAUGGCAUUUGGACAAAGCCUAUGGAUUCAAUUUCUUCCCGGGAACCAAGAGCAUUGAGGUUUUGGCCAUCUUUAAAAGAGGCUCAGGAGUACCUGUGAAGAAAAAGAAAUCAGGAAAAAAGAAGAAAAAAUCCUCUUGAGAAGCUUUUAUUCAUGAAUGCAGCAUUUAAAGUGCCAAGAAAGUUCAGAUGUGCGUCGGGAGUUAGUUGCAUGAUACACUAGCGUGAAAGGAUAAAGAAUCCCUUGUCCAGAGAGAUUUAGAAUAGAAAGAAUCCUAUCCAAGAUAAUUUCUGUCUUUGCCUUGGUGGUUAAAAACUAAUUUUUGUAUUGUGACCAAAAUAGUUUGAUAUAUCGUAAUUUUUGAGGAAG
Molecule: messenger RNA, 615 nt
Organism: Ilex paraguariensis (yerba mate)
Lineage: Eukaryota; Viridiplantae; Streptophyta; Magnoliopsida; Aquifoliales; Aquifoliaceae
Source: the annotation of a GenBank genome assembly